Fusarium coffeatum is the source of this 2919-nucleotide messenger RNA. RefSeq lists its product as uncharacterized. The record is from RefSeq and is a predicted model, not a curated record. Gene Ontology annotation, biological process: phosphatidylinositol dephosphorylation. Gene Ontology annotation, molecular function: phosphatidylinositol-4,5-bisphosphate 5-phosphatase activity. Bases 1 to 2919 code for a protein of 972 amino acids. NCBI's taxonomy places the organism in Eukaryota, Fungi, Ascomycota, Sordariomycetes, Hypocreales, Nectriaceae. The transcript has a single exon.
AUGGCUGAAGAAAAUGAAUAUUCCCCCGGUUCUGAACUGGGGGAUCCUACAUCCACGACGCCUCAGUCCCUCGCUAAAGCUGUUCAUGCCCGACGAUCGGAAUUCGUGCGACCGCAUAGUUUAAAGGUCAAGAUUGGAACGUGGAACGUUGCUGCAUGUACAGGCACGGAUAAAGACCUUGCGACAUGGUUUACAUGCGGUGAAGGUUUGGACCAGCAAUUGACAAGCCUCAAUCUUUCUCAAAAUAGUGCUGUGGAAAAAGACGAUGGAGAUGGUGGCAGUCCCAAGCCCCUACACUUGACUUCUGGCAACGACAUUGGUCUUUAUGUGCUGGGACUGCAAGAAAUUGUAGAUCUGAACACAACCAAGGAUUACAUGAACCGUGCGGUUUACACGGACACUACUGUCAUGGAUAAAUGGAAGGCAGCGUUGGAGGCAGCAUUACCUAAAGGUUACGAACUGAUUACAGCCGAGCAGAUGACUGGCUUGUUGCUCCUGGUAUACGCUUCUCCAGAAAUUACGCCUACCAUCAGCAGCGUCAGUACGAAGCAGGUUGGCACGGGUCUCUUGGGGUAUUUUGGAAACAAGGGAGCUGUCACAACGAGACUAUUGCUUGGCGAAACAACGCGUAUGGUCUUCGUGAACAGCCACUUGGCUAGUGGUGCUGGCUCUUCGUACUUGGACCGCCGCUGUUGGGACGUUGGACAAGUUCUCUCGCGGACCCAAUUCGACCCAAUUGUGCACUCAGGCGUCGAGGAAGAUGAGGGGGAGAAAAUUGGAGACGAAGAUCUUGCAUUCUGGUUUGGAGAUUUGAACUUCCGAUUGGAUGGACUACCUGGAGAUGAUAUAAGACGGUUACUCACGUUGCAUGCUCGGGGUGAGUAUGGCGCAAGCGAGGAUGAGUCCAAACCACUUGACGAGCAGGGUAUCAUUGUCAUGAGGGGUUCCGAAAGCGACGAUGAGUCCUCUUCACGACCAUCGCUGCACUCAAGAGAAGAAAGCUUCGAUACAGCUAGCGACCUGCCAGACCCUGAUGACUUUCCUGAAGACCCCAGUCAAGAUCCCACCUCGUUGCAGGCCACGAUUGACUCUCUACUGCCACAUGAUCAACUACGGAGGGUUAUCAAGCAGAGGAAGGCAUUCCACGAUGGCUGGCAAGAAGGACCAAUUACAUUUCUUCCGACAUACAAGUAUGAUAUUGGUACAGUCGGCCUCUUUGACUCAAGUGAGAAGCAAAGAGCUCCAAGUUGGUGUGAUCGCAUUUUGUUCAGGACUCGAAAGGACAAACAAGAUUACGAAAACAAGAUCAAAGAUGAAGAAGAAGCUAAGAAGAAAGACGAAGAGAUGAAGUCUAGAGGCUUAGAAGAGGAUGAAGACGUGCUCUUUAGUUACGACCCUGACGCUGAUGGAGAGGACCCAACAUCUUCUACUGACAACCUUGGGUAUGAUGAAUAUGAUGACAACGACGACGACCAAGAAGGAGAUGAGCUUGUAACCAAGGAAGGCUUCCGGGAUCGUAUCAGUCUUGAGAUCUACGCCUCGCACCAACGCAUUACGUCGUCAGACCACAAGCCUAUCACUUCAAUCUUUACCCUCGACUACGAUGCUGUUGUACCAGAACUCAAGGCCAAGGUCCAUUCAGAAGUAGCACGAGAACUAGACAGAGCGGAGAAUGAGGGUAGACCAGGUAUCACGGUUGUCGUGGAAGGAAGUGAAGGCAAUGAGGACAAGAUUGUCGAUUUUGAGGAGGUUCUGCCACUAGAGAAGCAGACACGCCAUUUGACAGUUGCCAAUACUGGAAGUGUUGCGGCGACCUUUUCGUUUGUGACGAAACCAACAACAGAUGACGGGGAUGACGCUAUCCCUGAAUGGCUGACGACGACUUUUGUGUCCGCCGACGAAGAAACCCAAACAUCUUUGGGAACUACUGUCACGCUAGAUCCUGGAGAGACCGCCUUGGUUCUGCUGGAACUUCAAGUAUCGACUGUGGCUCACAUCAGGGCACUGAACGAGGCCCGCGCCAAGAUCGAAGAGGUCCUAGUUCUUCGUGUGGAGGACGGCCGAGAUCACUUCAUUCCUGUUCGUGGGACCUGGCAACCGUCUUGUCUGGGUCGCUCCAUUGCAGAGUUGAUCCGGAUCCCCGAUGGAGGUAUUCGUAAGUUUAUCGAGAAUAAGGGUAUUAAGGGGGCGAUCUCCUACGACUCAGCUGUACAAUGUUCGGCGCCAAAAGAGCUGUUCAAGCUUACUGAAGUGGUUCAAACUCUCAUUGAGCGCAGUCUGGCUGAAGCAACGAUGCUUGAGGAUGAGGUAUUACCGAGAGAUCCUGGAUGGCCACUCGAGGCUUCGACGUGGAGGGUUGGCGAAGCUGAUAUGCAAGAUGCAAAAGUCAAGCUCGUGUAUGCUCUUGAUAAUGAUGGCUCUCUUCUUGAUGCACUCCCGUUAGAAUGGCCUGCGUCUUUCAAGUUAGAAGUUGUUUGCUCCGUCCUGCUCCUUUUCCUCGAGUCACUUACUGAUGGGCUCAUUCCUACGCACCUCUGGGCCAAGCUCUCUACGUCUUUACCCAACGUAGCGUCUAUACCUCCGACUGCCUGGUCCGAUACUAAGACCGGGGUUCUUGACAUACUCUCGACAGCGCCAAACCACAACAUUGCUUUUGUCUUCCUAACGGCCACGCUGUCUCGUGCAGCAUCAGAGCUUACACCCGUGACAAAUGAUCCCAAAGGUGGUCUCUCCCGUCGUCUCAGCUUUCGUCGAGGGAAUGCACAAGAUGAGGACUCAAAGAAACGAAAGAUGAGAGAACACAGAUAUGCCGAGCUAGUCGGGCCACUAGUGUGUCGGAUAGACGAGAAGGAGAAAGGCGCAAGGGACCGGGCGAGGACGGUAGUAGAAAUGUUCAUAAUGCGUGACGAGGGGAGUUAG